AUAAAGAUGGUUCAAUAACAGCAUAUGAUUCUUCAGAUUUUUCAUCUUUAUGUAAAUAUUCUUUGAUUAUUUUAGAUAUUAUAAAUGCUCAUAUAAAUAGUGUUAGUAAGAUAAGAAAUUUUGAAAAUGAAAAUUUGCUAAUUACAGCUGGCGAAGAUAGAUAUAUUAGGGUAUAAUAUUUAUAUAUAUAUAGGCCUGGAGAUUACCUCCUGUUUUGAUAAACGAAG
Molecule: messenger RNA, 227 nt
Organism: Paramecium sonneborni
Lineage: Eukaryota; Ciliophora; Oligohymenophorea; Peniculida; Parameciidae
Source: the annotation of a GenBank genome assembly